AUGUCGACGCCCACGAAGAAUAUACUCGAGCUUGCGGGACUCACAGUAGAAACAGAUGACUUAGCCCGAACAGAAUCCGGGAAAUCAGAAGAACAACUGCAAAACAUGUCAAAAGUGGACCAGUUGGCGACUAAGAGAAAGAGAAAUACAAUAAUUUCAUCAACCGGAAAGAAUUACGCUAGGACAAUGCCUAACGAGAUCUGGUUUCGAACACUCAGCUAUCUGAAGACCAAGGAUCUCAAGAAUUUCAGGUUGAGCUCCAAGCAAUCUGCAAUGCUUGGUUCUGAGCACUUUAUCCAAACUUUCGCAUUUCACGCCAACAGACUAGAUCUUGAAAGGUUGGAAAUGAUCUCUCGAGAACAUCCGAAAACAUUAAAAUAUGUGCAGGAAAUCAGAUUCGAGAAGGGGUUUGUGCCUAUAAGAGGCAUGUAUCGUGUUCUACACAGGGAAUACAGAGAAUCCUUUAAGUGGGAUGCUGAAGGCAGAGAGGUGGAACAAAAUACUGGAACAGAGCCCAUCAAUAUCAGAGAAAUUCUAUCCGAAUACCUUAUAUGGUAUAAAUCAUGGAACAAGGCGGCUCAAAACUACAGUGACCUUACAAAGAUGACCAAGGCAUUUGGGAGUUUAAAGAAUGCCACUUGUAUUCGCUUCUCGACCAGCAUUCCUAAUUUCAAGUCGGAAGCUUUGACCCGUGCAUGGGCGAAAGUCACCCAUCCUAAAGCUUACAGAGGCAUCUGGAAGACAAGAGAAUUGGAGACUGUUAUGCUAGCUGCACACAAUUCCAAGGUAAAAGUCCGUCAUUUUGUUCAUGAUUCAGCCCCUACUGCAUUUUUCACACAACAUCUAAAACAGCUUGAAAAUACUCUGAAGCCCUUCCGUGAUCUUGAGAGUCUAGAGCUGUUAUGUGACGGGAUGCAACGACCAGUACGCGGAUUUGAAAGGAGCAACAGAUUUUGGACUGGACUGUGGAAGGCGGCGCAACUAGCGCCAAAUUUGGAGACUUUACGUUUGGGAUUGCUUACCGGCGGGUACUGCGAUUUCUAUAUUUACGAAUAUGUGCCUCUCAGAAAGGUCUUGGGCAACUUUACCUGGCCUUCGUUGACUCGCUUACGAAUCGAUAACAUGACCUUAUGCGAGAAAGAUCUGACCAAUUUUCUCCUCAGGCACGCCUCUUCUCUGCGACACCUAACAUUGAGUCAUAUUUAUUUAUGUCGAGGGUCAUUUCAGAGUUUAUUCAAGGUUUUGAGAGAAGUCUUCAAGCUUGAGAGUUUUCAUGUCGAUGGUCCAAUACAUUCUCCCGUCGGUCUAGAAUUAUGGUAUUUCUUUUCGAAGAACAAAGAAGUCAUAGAUUCCUCCGAACUUACAGAAGCGGAGAACCUUCGCGAAAGACUACUUACUGAAGCUAAGCUUCAAUUUUAUAAGGACAACAAGGACAAAGCCCCGGGGUAUUUUUGGCUACAAAUGCAGAAAGACGGUCUCACUGAUGAACUAUCUGCCCGAAUCUCGGCGUUCGUUCUCAAUAAAGGCGAUUGGCCCAGUGAACUUAUAAGUAAAUUGGCGAAAUUAAUUGUCUAUGAUGGUAGGGUGGGAGAAUACGAUGGCCUGACUGAUGAGCAAAUGGGCGCCACUUGGGAUGCUGAGCUAGCUGGAGAACUGCUAGAUACCCGCACAUCCCACUGGGCGAAGUUCGCAGGUGAACUACCCGAGCGUGCACACUGGCUAAUGCUUGAUUGGGCAUGGAAGAAUGAACCGAGCUACCCAAGUAGUAAGUGGGCUUUGUGGGAUGAAUUGGUAGAGGAGACUGGGGUUCGCGCAUUGCACGAUGCUUCAUUGGCACGAAUAAAAGCAGAGGAGGAAGUUAGACUUGGAUGUUUGUCUGUGUAA
Messenger RNA from Botrytis byssoidea, 1884 nucleotides. RefSeq lists its product as uncharacterized. The coding region runs from base 1 to 1884 and encodes 627 amino acids. The transcript is spliced from 4 exons. The record is from RefSeq and is a predicted model, not a curated record. Lineage: Eukaryota; Fungi; Ascomycota; Leotiomycetes; Helotiales; Sclerotiniaceae.